Messenger RNA from Candidula unifasciata, 2316 nucleotides. Lineage: Eukaryota; Metazoa; Mollusca; Gastropoda; Stylommatophora; Geomitridae. The record is from the annotation of a GenBank genome assembly.
AUGACACGCUUGCACGCAACAAUACCAGUGCUAUUGGCACUCUAUAUACUAACUACUUUGAAGACUGGAAGAUGUGCCCUUUUCACAUUGAGAGAUGUAUCUUAUUCAGUAUGCCUUAACAACACAGCCGACAGAAAUCUCUACCAGUCUCACGUGCGUCACAGAUGCGACGUCAAGGGAACCAUUGCAAACUGUUCAGAUCGAGGCUUCUUCACUGUACCAUCGGAUCUACCGUCUAACAUUACUGACCUUUUGUUCUCCUAUAACAACAUUGACUCUGUUCAAGGAAAGGCGUUGAGUGGAUAUUAUAAUCUCCGGUGUCUUGAUCUCAGCUACAACAAUAUAUCGAUUCUUCUUAAUACAAGUUUUUGGAAUCUCACUCAGCUAGAAGUUUUAGAUUUAAGCAACAACAAACUGGCCUUAUAUACUCCUGUACAAUCCCUUGAUUAUACCCAGCUGUCCUUGCAGCCAGGGUUUCUAGUACCGCUGGUUGGUCUGCAGGUGUUUGACUUUAGUGUGAAUGAACAGCAAUGUUUGUUUGAUUUAGUUCCAUUGUUGAGAAGCAUCACACACUCUGAUCUCAAAGUCCUACGGAUGCAAAAUAUUGUCAAUUCUUACAUGCCGUGUGUCACCGUUUCUGAGAUCUUUGCUUCAGUUUUACCUCGGAGUCUUCGAGAACUUGUCUUCUCCAGCAACAGUCUCGCAGUUAUUCGGCAUAAGGUCAUUGCAUCGCUUCCUGAGAAUUUAACUAUCCUUGACAUCAGCGACAAUAGGCUUGCAUUUGGUACUUAUUUGAAAAAUUUCUCGAAACUUGAGAACCUGAAAGUGUUAAAACUAAAUGGUGGAGACCUUAGCUUUUCUCUACCAACGGCCUACCCGUCGCAAGAGGGAAAGACCUGUAGCAGAUCAGAAUUAAGUACCUCGCAAUCAACAGAAAUGGAAAGCUCCACGAAUGGAACAAUUUUAAAACUGCCUAGAAAUUUGAAAUCUGUGGAAAUUAAAAUUGCUGGAUGGUCUUAUUCUUUGACCGACUUCAACAUUGACCCAAACAACUCCCUAACAACAUUCACAUUAAAUGGGAACAACAUUCCUAACCUGGUUGGUAAUCUCACAGGAUUGAACCAUCUGAAGGAGCUGGAGCUUGUCAACUGUAAUGUUCGCUUCAUAUCGGAUCACUUCUUUUGUAAUUUCCCAUCCUUGAAAAAGCUUGAUUUGAGCAUGAAUAUCUUCGGUCACAUAUUAUCGAAUAAAACGAAACAGUCCCCAUUCAAAUGCCUGAAGAACUUAAAACAGUUAAAUGUAAGUUUUGCUUUAAUAAUAACAAUUAGUAAGGUGGCAUUGGCAGGACUGGACAGCCUAGAAGAACUCCAUAUGCAAAGUAACCCAAUGUAUUAUUUUACUCCAGACAUUUCACAUAUGAGAAAUUUACGUUUCAUAAAUUUCAGCUUCACGGAAGUAGCAAGACUCAGUUCCCAUGUAACCAGGGCGUUGGACAGUAUUAUACGAAAUCGCAAAAGACCAAUAACUAUUGAUUUCGGAGAAGCCCCGAUACAUUGCGACUGUGUCAACCUCGACUUUCUCGGCUGGCUGGUCACGGCUAAAAUAGAUUUAACGAACCAAAACAAUAAAUGCGUCUUUGAUGAUUCCUCCGAGCAGCGAGUAGCCGACGGGUUCCUUGACAUGCACCAAACAUUAAAACGGCAGUGCACACCAAGAACAGGGUUGUUUAUUGGAGUCUUUGCUGCCACAUUUCUUAUUGUCCUUGUCAUUACGGCCUCCAUAAUUUACCGUUUUCGAUGGAAGCUACGGUACCUUUAUUACUCUGCAUACCUCAGUCUCAAAUCAACAGAAAACCAGACAGACAAACUGAAUCGGUUUGAGUACGAUGUUUUUAUUUCCUAUGUUUCAGAAGACCAAACGUUCGUCAUGAAAACUCUGUACCCAAAACUCCAAGCGGCAGGCCUCAAGGUUCAUGUCCACUGCUUGCAUUUUCUAGCAGGACAACCGAUUGGCUCUAACAUCGUGGAUGCGAUACAAAACAGCCGUUAUACAUUAGUGGUCCUUACACGCGAGUUGCUGGACAGUGUUUGGUGUAAGUUUGAAUUACAAAUGGCCAACAUGGAACAAGUUCACACUGGACGUCCUGUCCUUGUAUUCCUCCUUAUGGAGAACCUUACAAAGAAAGAGCUGGGCACAGAGCUGCUGUAUCACAUUCAGAACAGCACUUACAUCAUGUAUCCUGAUUCCACCGUGCAGCCCAAUGAGCAACAGAUAAACAUUUUCUGGACAAAAUUGGUUUCAGAUCUUCGUUCUUAA